CCCAGCAAACCGAAUACUACUUUCAAUAAUUCACUAGUCCAGUUCGAGAAGGAAGUUUCUUAUAUAUACAAUAAUGGCCAAAAUUUUCGUUCGAUUGCUGUGGAAGAUGCUGCGGGUCGUCGUCUGGGUGGAGCAGCUAGUCUGGCGAUGCAUUAGCGCACAUCGUGUGCGAAUUGUUCAAAUAGUUCACCCGCUAUCGGUUAUUCUUAUGCUACUAGCCAUUGGAUUCUUUGUUAUUUACGAAUUGUUUUAUAUAUUGCCCGAGUGCAGCGAUGUAUCGGGCGUUUACUAUAAGUUUCACUGCCUGUUUAUGAUGUUCCUGCUGCACAAUAUCAUUGGCAAUAUGGUGAUGUGCUGGCGCACGGACACCAGUUUUGUGGGCCUGCCACUGGAUCGCUUGAAUCCUACGCCAGCGGAGGCGCAUCUGUGGCACUUGUGCACUCACUGCCAGAUGCUGGUGCCGCCAAGGGCCUGGCACUGCCGGCUCUGCAACUGUUGUAUGCUGAAACGGGAUCAUCAUUGCAACGUGACAGGCAAUUGUAUAGGGCAUGCUAAUCAACGCUAUUUUGUCGGCCUACUCCUGCACUUGUCGCUGGGCUGCUGCACCGCUUUGACCUAUAAUGUAUAUCAUUUGUUCAGCCAGCAUAGCCAAAUGUUUUCCGAUCCCAUUCAAAUUUCUAUGGACUUGGAUACCUCUAAUCUAAUGAACAUGUUAUUCACACAUAAGCCUCUUUCUCCGCAACUCUCCUGGAUGCUCAUCACGGGUGGCAUACUCAAGCUAAAUAUCUUUGCCCUCGUACUGGCCUGCGCGCAUCUAAUCAUCCAGCUGUACAUGGCCAGUCGUGGCAGCUGUCUGUACUGUGUAUAUGAUCGCAGUUACGAUUUGGGCUUUUGGAACAAUAUGCAAACGGUUUUAGGCAAGCGAAUGUUCUGGAUUGCGCUGUCGCCGUUUGUGUCCAGUCCCCUGCCACACGAUGGCACCCAGUGGCUGGCGGAUCCCCACAAGCCGAGUGGUAAGAAGCCUGUAUAAACGUUUGUAGCGACCCACCUUACCCUAUGUGUAUGCACAUAAUAUAUGCGCAAUUACGUUAUGCAUUGGCCAAAAUCGGGUUUCAUGCCUCAUUUAAUCAGACAUUUUGUGCUCGUAUUGCCUUAGCUAAUUACCGGUCAAACCUGGGGUUGCGGUUGUGCUAUGCCGAUAAGGCACGUGGUGCAGCCACGCGACAACACUUUAUCUGGAAGCUGGCCAUAGCAGACAGUUCUCUAUAUUAUUCUCCCAAAUCAAGUCUCUUCGAUACUUAGCUAUGUGGUGUCGUCGAGUGAAAAAUAAAUAUAUAUUUUUAUUUCUG
Molecule: messenger RNA, 1349 nt
Organism: Drosophila hydei
Lineage: Eukaryota; Metazoa; Arthropoda; Insecta; Diptera; Drosophilidae
Product: probable palmitoyltransferase ZDHHC24
Exons: 1
Coding region: 74-1030 (318 amino acids)
Molecular function (GO): palmitoyltransferase activity
Source: RefSeq, a predicted model, not a curated record